UGUUGCUAAUUAGGGCCAAACUCUAUUGGAGAUCAGUUUGUCUGAUCAAACUAUAUCUGUCUAUAUAAACUAAACCUAAAAAAUAUACAACAUAAAACUUAAACGGAAAAGGAUCCUAUAUAAAAUACAUGCAGAUGUACAGACAUAGGAAGGAACACAUAUGAACACAUGAACAAAACACACAACAGAUGGAAAAAAGGUUAAGCAGUUCACGGCAAUUAAAAAUAUAUUUAAGUCCCAUUUUAUAAUUUGUUUCAUGCCAUUUUUGUGUAUUUAUUUGGAUAUUUGUAUAGUUUGUUGUUUGUAUAGAUUUACAUGUCAUUACGUACCAUAGUGUGGGCGUCCACUGACAGUGAUAUUUAAAAGAGGCGAGGGAACAGGUUUAGUGGGUGUAUGAGUGUGUGUGUGUGUGUGUGUGUGUGUGUCUAUGUAUGUAUAUUAUUGUGUGUGUGAGUAUUUAUUAUUUUAUUCGGUAUCACUGAAACACAGAUAAAAUAACAUGUGUUGCUUUUACCUCAGUAGCAAGUUAUUUACAGGCGAAGUCAAAUGUAGUAGCCAACAUGUAUGAAGAAAAUGUUAACAUUGAAGUUAAAUGAAUGUGUGUGUUUAAUGAAAAUAGGAAAAAUAAUGGGUCCAGAGAUUUCUGGUGCACAUUCAAAGUUAUUUUCUGUGAGAGGGUCUUGAAGGUAAAUUCUGUUUUCUAGUUUUAUUUUCACAAAAUGUGCAAAACUAGAGGUCCACACUUCCACAGUGUAGAGCGAAGUCCUCUGUCAGUAACAUAGGUAUGUAUGUUUGUGGUCAGACAGUGGUAGGUUUGUGACUAAAACAUCUAUGUCAUGAAUGUUUUGCACUUCAGUGUCCCUGAGCGAAGAUGAUGAACUCUUCCCAUGUGUCACAUUUCACUCUAGGUGCCUAUUCUGAUCCUGGCCUGUAUACAUAUGUGAUCUUUGUGUUUGUGCUUUGUUUCUACCUGUUAAUCAUUGUUGCUAAUUUGCUGCUGAUUGUAGUUAUCUGUAUGAACAGGAGUCUACAUGAACCUAUGUACGUGUUUGUGUGCAGCUUGUUUGUAAAUGAACUGUAUGGCAGUACAAGCUUGUUUCCAGCACUGCUGCUUUACAUUCUCUCUGACAUUCACACCAUCUCUGUUCCUCUAUGUUUCCUGCAGAUUUUCUCAGUUUAUUCUUAUGGUAGCAUCGAGUUCACCAACUUAGCUGUCAUGUCGUACGACCGCUACCUCGCCAUCUGUUACCCUUUGCAAUAUAAAGCACACAUGACAAGCAGUAAAGUUUUCCUGCUUAUUGCUGGAAUAUGGUUUCCUCCUGUUGUUGCUGUUUCUGUGACAGUGUGUUUGACAUCGUCUCUGCAUCUCUGUGGAAACGUCAUUGACAAAGUUUACUGCGACAAUUACGGCAUCAUCAAAUUGUCCUGUGGUGACACAAGAGUCAACAAUGUCUAUGAGCUGAUGGCGACGUCACUCACUGUCUGCGCUCCCUUGUCCGUCAUUGUCUUCUCAUACAUAAGGAUUUUAAAAGUCUGUUUCUCUGGUUGUAAACAGACAAGACAGAAAGCAGUCAGCACCUGCACACCUCAUCUGGCCUCACUGCUCAACUUCUCCUUCGGGGUUUGCUUUGAAGUUUUACAGAGCAGGUUUGAUAUGAGCAGUGUCCCUAUGACUCUUAGAAUUUUUUUAUCUUUAUAUUUUCUCACAUGUCAGCCGCUGUUCAACCCUGUCAUGUACGGACUCAAGCUGUCCAAAAUACGUCAUGUCUGUAAACAUCUGCUGCUCAGCAAGUGUCAGUCAUUAUUCAGCAAGUUUGAGCAGCUUCAGUAUCAACAACACAAGGGACAUUGAUAAUGAAAACAACAACAUAAAUAAUAAUGAUAAUAAAAAG
Molecule: messenger RNA, 1892 nt
Organism: Solea solea (common sole)
Lineage: Eukaryota; Metazoa; Chordata; Actinopteri; Pleuronectiformes; Soleidae
Product: olfactory receptor 4B13-like
Exons: 1
Coding region: 872-1852 (326 amino acids)
Biological process (GO): G protein-coupled receptor signaling pathway
Cellular component (GO): membrane
Molecular function (GO): G protein-coupled receptor activity; olfactory receptor activity
Source: RefSeq, a predicted model, not a curated record